Molecule: messenger RNA, 3482 nt
Organism: Sinocyclocheilus rhinocerous
Lineage: Eukaryota; Metazoa; Chordata; Actinopteri; Cypriniformes; Cyprinidae
Product: WD repeat-containing protein 54-like
Exons: 10
Coding region: 279-1298 (339 amino acids)
Biological process (GO): cilium assembly
Cellular component (GO): centriole; ciliary basal body
Molecular function (GO): protein binding
Source: RefSeq, a predicted model, not a curated record
AACUGUGACGUUCUACACACGUCUGCUCCGUCACUAUGGCUGCAAGAGACGCGAGAUGGUAAAAGCUUGCUUAAAUACAAUUCGUAUAUCCAUAAUACCUCUUGUCUGCCGUUCUUUUGUCUAAUAACAGAAACGGCGUAUGUCAUUUUCAUAUUUGGAGCCAUUUAGUUCAGUAUUUGCUCUGAAACGAAGAGGAUUAAUAGGAGAACCCAUCAGCUGCUUUCAUUCAGGAAACGACAUCUCUAGUUUAAAGUAAACAAGCGGCGCUCUUCCAAAAAAUGGCGAAAAUGUACCACAAAGAUAAAAGCAUUCAGAUAAAGAGCAGCGCGUCGGCGCUCUACAACAACCUGAGCGUCCUGCGCAUCGCGCCGCGAUGUCUCACCUAUUUCACGGUGGUCCACGCCAACGUGGUGAACAUGGUCAGCGCCUCCUGGGACGGGCUGAACUAUUCCCACCGACAGCUGCAGUCUAAAGAGGGCAACGUGGCCACCAGCUCCUCAGUUAUCAUGCAGGCAGCCUGGUGUGUCCUGCCCUCAAGAGAUCUUCUUGUUCUCACCUCUCAGAAGGGGAUCCAGAUGUAUGAAUCAGAUGGAUCAAUUAUGGUCUAUUGGCAUGCACUGGACACGCCAGAGACCCCUACUGCGAAAGCAGUGUUUGCCCGAGGAAUUGCAGCGGUGCGGGAAAAAUAUAUUUGUGUAGGGGUCUCAUCUGGCUCAGUGCUGGUGUUUGACGUUCCCAGUAAAGGCAGUAACAUCACCCUGUCUGAGGUUUUGGAGGAACAUAAAGAGGCAAUCACAGACAUGGCCUCUGAGUGCUCAGGCAAUCUGGAGUGCAUUGCUGAUUUAGUUAGUGCUGAUGACUCUGGCCUCCUCUGUGUGUGGAAAUCAGGAGAAGAUUUUCAACUGCUCAACAAGAUCCCUGGUUUUGACACAAGUUGUUCUUCAGUAAAACUCUGGAAGGGCACAGUCAUUGCUGGCUAUGGGACGGGACAGAUCCGUCUGUAUGAGGGGGUCACAGGUAUACUGCAUGCAGAAGUCAAUGCCCAUGCACGCUGGAUCUACUCACUGGACAUCGCCCCAUUCACUGGACUGCUGAUCUCUGCAGCAGAAGACUCCUGGGUUAGAGUAUGGCAUCUGAGCUUGACUCCAGAGACUAACAGUGUAGAGAUUGAGCACAUGUACAAUGAGUGUGUGACUGAUACACAGAUCUGUGGAGCCAAGUUCUGUGAUGGGGACGGCUACGCCUUUGCAGUGACCGGCUAUGACUUGAGUGAGAUCAUCCGCUACACACAAGCCUAGUCAGGAAUACAGCAUGCACUUCUAGGACAUUCCCAUUGGUCAUAUGAGGAUCACCUGCAGAAGGAAGGUCAUGUCUUGACAGUAUAUUGGUGAAUAUAUUGCUGUACAGUCAUGAUAGGCAGAGUCAGGCUGGAGUGAAUGUAACCCUAAAAUCUACUUCUAACGUCUUAGGCACUAAAAAGCCACACUUGAACCAGGUGACUGUGUUAAGUAUGAUAGGUCUACAUGAUUGGCAGUUGUGCUAAGUACAAAAUACUCUUUUGUGCUCUGAUAUUAAGGUAAAAUACAUAACAUUGUUUAAACGGAACAGAUCUCAAAAUGAAGCAUUAAAAUGUUAGAAGUGGUUGUUCUUUUAAUGUUUUCUUCUCACAUAAUUUGUUUAGUAAAUGUACUGAACAAAUUCUUUUACCUCAUUGAACAAUUUUGGAUGUGCAAUUGAAUCAGAUGGCAUGUAAUCAUAUUUGUGGUUCAAAAAACAAAACAUAUCAAAAUAGUUUGUAAAGUAUUUAUUCAUUAUAAAUAUUAUAAAUAUUAAAUACGGCAGAGGCUAUUUUUUCCAAAUGGAAUUAUAAUGUUCUUUAUAUUUGUCUAGAAACAAAAGCAUUGUAUCUAGCUUGAUGUUAAAUCACAUAUUUUAUAUUUUGUGUUGUCAUAGUUUUUGCUAUUUUCUGUUUCUUUGUAAACAAUUGUCAAUGACAAUAAAAAAAAAAAGACUUGUUUACUGUGACUUUUAUUGCAAUUAUAAAUGUGUACCAGUAGAUGGCAAUAGAUCUUAUAUCUUUAAUGGUUUUCUGAAACAUUUUGAAGAUUUUUAACUUUUGAGAUCAGAAUUAGCAUAUUUAAUUCAAGCAUAAGUGCAUUCAAGUGCACUGAUUCAUAUAAAAACAUCUGUGAAACGCAUCACAGAACAUAUUAGAACAUGUCCAGCACUCGUUUCUAUUCAAAAUGUAAAAAAUAUCAAAAUCUAAAAUGCCUAAAAAGACAAGGCUUUGUUUUCCAACUGAUGUGCUCUCUACAGUCCUUAUACAUUAUAUGUACAUGUAUUUGCAUUGUUUUGACAGUUGUUUGUAGAUCCCACCUUCUCGCAUGCCACAAUUGGUCGAUUAUUUAUGUACAAUGACUGGAUGUAAGCUACAUUAGCUUCAGCAUCUAUAAAAACCAGACAUUGAAAAAGAGGAUGCGUGGUCACCCUACCAGUGUGCAAUGGGUUUCAUGGUCCUCAGGGUUAUCUCUGUGUAACCUUAAGGUAUGAAGUGAACAGAAAAUCAUUUAGAUCAGCUUCUUGACAAAAUUUACUUUCAAGAGCAAAUUUGUAAAUAAGCAGCAUUUUCGUCCAUGACUGUUGUAAUAUAUUCAUCACCAUUAACUUUUGUCCCUUUGUGCCUCUCUGUUAAGCUAUAAAAGAAGACUUUGAUUGUCAGAUGUGUCCUUCAUGCACCUGCCAUGAGGCCCUGAUGAGCCCUUGUCCUUGAUUUACACCCUGUUUUCACACUGUAACGUUUUGUUGUCAUUACAUCUUUCAUGUAUGCAGGUUCCUGUUUUUAUAGGUCAAAGCAGAACACCAGAGGAAUGCAGAAUAUCACGUCAAGCUGUUUUAUCAGUUACCCACUAAAAUAUCUACAAUGCUCAUUUGACUGUAUUUUCCCCAUAAUAUUUAUGUCCAUAGUUCUGUUGUUCCCUCAUAGUAUUAUCCACACAUGGCCUCUCUUUCCAGCUUGUUGUUGAUAAAACCCCAUGGUCUCUUAUGUAAGACUUUUAACUUUGUCCUAUGGAUGACACUGUGUGUGCCCUAUAUCUGUUAUGAAGAGAGGGUGAAUAUCAAUGACACAGAGGGACAGAGCUAAUGGGUAGAGAAUAGACUGCUGACCGUCAAAUUUGAUGGUGGACAGAAAGGGAGGGAGUCUGGAGAGCGUCAAUGAGACCUCCACUGGCUGUGGGUUUAAUGGAAUUAUGUAACACUGCCAUGCAGCACUAGAGCACAGCGAGAUGUGUUUAAGGUCAUUGUGUUUAGUGGGAUCUGUGGUAAUAAAAACUAUGGCUGGUCUACAGGCCAUGUAAAAUUCAAUAGUGCUCUCCAGACACAUCAGAUCUGUGGGCUUCGGGGAUGGGGGACCGCCAGUCAGCGUGGCACGAUGCAGUUCCAAAGGACACAAGACAUUCAUUUAUUACACUUAAGCAGAAGUU